This is a messenger RNA of Centruroides sculpturatus (bark scorpion), 1240 nucleotides long. RefSeq lists its product as uncharacterized. The transcript has 2 exons. The annotation marks the transcript as partial. Lineage: Eukaryota; Metazoa; Arthropoda; Arachnida; Scorpiones; Buthidae. The record is from RefSeq and is a predicted model, not a curated record.
GGUAAAAUUAAUUUAGACUUUCUUAAAAUGGCUUGGAAGGAAGAUCAUAAGACUUGUAUCAUUAAGAGCCAUGCCAAAAAUAUUUAAAGUUCAUUUCUUUCCUGAUAAUUUUGAAAAGAUGCGUGUGAGUUAUGCCUUUCAGUUAUUUAACACUGAAAUAUUAAAAGGUCUCUCUCUGUACAAAGAUACCCUUGCACAAUAUGGUGAUUCACAACCAACAGUUAACUUUAUUGCACGCAUUGGAAAAUUAAUUAGAAUAAUCACAUCACGUGCAUAUAAAGAUGCAUUAUAUAAUAAUUCAAAAGUAGUUAAAUUUUUCAAAGAUCUUUUGGAUUUUCUUAAAAAAUAGAAUUUUUCAAAGAUCUUUUGAAUUUUCUUUUUAAAAUGGGAAGCUCUUUGUGAACCAAAAGGUUUUGGAUGUAUAAGCAAAAGUACAUCAGGUGGAUUAAUAAUCACAGUGAAAAGUACUUUGUCUAUUUUAGAAUAUCUAUCAAGAGAAUUAGGAUAUAAAUAUUUGAUGACAGCAAGAUUAAGUCAAGAUAAGUUGGAAAAUCUCUUUAGUAUCAUUAGACAAUCCAAGGGUUGUAAUGACCAUCCUAAUCCUGAUGAAUUUUUAACUAUUGUGGAAUGUUUGAGUUUUUACAAUUUAGCUAAAACACCAAGAAAUGGCAAUACUUUGCCCAAUAUUAUUAGCUCUUUAAAAUGUCCAAAACUGCAAUUUAUGAAGAAUGAUCAGUCCAGAGUUUUUAGAAUUGAUAAUUUUCUUGAAACCAAAAAAUUAUUAAAGACUAAUGAAUAUUUAAAAUGUGAGAAACUAGAACAUUCAGAUAUUAUUCAUCAACACAGUAAUUUGCAAUUCAUUUAUUAUAUUUCUGGAUAUGUGGUAAAAAAGGUUUUACCAAAAACAUUCUGCAUUAAUUGUAAAAAGUGUCUUGAUGCAAAAUCUAUUAAUGCAAUUAAUAUACAUCCAGAAUGUGUAAGAUUUACAAAGGAGUUUGAUAAAAGAGGAUUGAUAUAUCCUUCAAUGCAACUAUUUUAUCUUAUAUGUGAUAUCAAAAAUUCAUUUACAGAGUGUUUUAGUUUCAACAAAUUACAUGAAGAGAGUAUACUCGAUAAUUUAUCUAAUUUAAAAAAUAAAAAGACAAGAUAUGUAGGUUGUGAUAUUCAUAAACUUGCUUUAACUGAAGAAAUUGUAAAAUUUUAUUUUAUAACGAGAAUGCGUUUUUAUUUGAAACAAAUA